GUUCCACCCCUUUGGAAAGCACAGCCUGGCGUCUGGGCUGUUCAGCCUGAGCAGCUGCUGGAGCUACAAAGCCUUUUUUCAUCCUCUGCCAGUAUGGGAGUGACAUGGCUUCCCAACCUAUCUAGGAUCCUGUGUUUUUCUCUUCAUAUUAUCCUCAUUCUUCUUCAGCAAACUACUGCAGAAAGAGAACUGAAGUUUGUGGUGGCAGUUUUCCGACAUGGUGACCGAACACCAAUUGUAAACUUUCCAACUGAUCUACACAAAGAAAGUGAAUGGCCCCAGGGAUUUGGACAACUUACCAAGACUGGAAUGCAGCAGCUGUUUGAACUUGGACGGUACAUGAGGGAAAGAUAUGCCAACUUUUUGAACAGCACAUACAACCGGAAAGAGUUUUACAUCCAAAGUACAGAUUAUGAUCGCACCAUUAUGAGUGCCCAGUCAUACCUUUCUGGCCUCUUUCCACCAACUAGCAGCCAAAUUUGGAACCCUGAGCUUCUCUGGCAACCCAUUCCAGUUCAUGUUUUGCAAAAAUCAACAGACCGGAGUCUGCAUUUUCCUCUGCCUGACUGUCCCCGUUUUGAUGAGCUUCAGAAUGAAACACAGACAUCUAGUGAAUUUCAAAACAGAAUACAACCAUACAUGGAUUUUAUACAAACAAUGGCAGUUAACACAGGACUUGAACUAAAUAAUCUUAAAAUACUAGACAAUUUCCAGCUCUGGAAUACAUACGAUACUCUGCACUGUGAGGGUAUUCACAACUAUACUCUCCCUGCAUGGGCCACCAAAGAUGUAAUCGAUAAGAUGGAAGAACUGGCAGAACUGUCCUUAUUAUCACUUUUUGGGCUUUAUAAAAGAGAAGAGAAAUCACGACUACAAGGAGGUGUCCUUGUGAAUACUAUUUUAAAUAGUAUUAAACAAGCUGCCAAUUCUUCAAAACAAAGAAAAAUGGAGGUCUAUUCUGCACAUGACACCACAGUUGGGGCCAUCCAGAUUGCUCUCAAUAUUUUCAAUGGAAAACUGCCACCAUACGCUGCUUGCCAGUUUUUUGAACUCUACCAGGAAAGCAGUGGGCGAUACAGCAUUGAAAUGCAUUAUCGGAACGACACUUCAAAGAAUCCUUACCUACUCACUCUGCCAGGAUGCACCUCUGCUUGUCCACUUGAGAAGUUUGCUGAACUAGUUUCUCCUGUGAUUACAGAAAAUUGGCCAAAAGAAUGUGGGAAGAAAGACAAAACAAAAGAUAUUUUUAUUGGAUUUGAUGUCGCUGUUGGCUUGUUGUUCAUUUUUGACCUUGUACUGCUCUAUCUCCUUUAUCAUUAUGGACGCUGCAGGCGCAGAAACAACUACCAAGACAUUUAAAUGGAAGCUAAAGAAAUGAAAGAGAGCACAGCUAGACAUCAUGCAACCCUUUAAGUUGCUUAUCUCCAUCAGUUUGGUCUGGCCAAAUUAAUCUCCAAAGCAUAUUCAAUAAACUUGAAGAGCCAAGGUAUCUGUGGCCUAGCUCCUAAAAGACUAAACAUCUGCAGUAGGAAAUACUGUAGAAAUACACUCUUGUUAAGAAUUUACUUUUGUAGUUAGACAGAAUUACUUCAAUUUCUGUAUUUAGGUUUUUUGCUACUAUUUAUCACUCUUAAGUCAACCAGUAGGGUGAAGGGAUGAUAUUGCCUGUGUUUGGGUUUUUUGUUUUGGCCUUCAGCUAAUAAAAGUCUGCAGCUUGCUUUUCAAAUUAAUUACACUGCUAUAGCUCUCGCUGAAAUCAGUUGAAACUAGAGGGAGCUCUGUCGCACAUCAAGACAUCAAGCAAGAAGCUUGGUGCAUCAGGAUUUUGGUCAGUGUCCACAACUUCAGUAAUAUGGAUAAGUAAAGACAUUAAAAUCUAUAUUGCAUUCCUAUUUUUCUGAGCUCCCAGUCAUGCAUGAUCCUUUGCCCUGCAUCUUUGCUAUGAUACCUCUGUUCUCUGUCCUGCUUCAGGUCCCUUCUAUAAUCUUUUUUGUUUGAGCCAUUCUUACAAUAAUUCCUCAAGCUAUCACUCCGUUCACUACCUUUCAUUUUCAUUUACAAUUACUCCUGUAACUUCUUGCUCUGUUCAAAAUCCCUUAUGCUAGAAAGACAUGCACUGAAAGUAAGAAAACAAUGAUUCUGGUUUUUGUGUGUUGAUAAUUUCUGUGCAAUACAUUUUGUUUAGAUUGUAAGUUCCUACGGGCAGAGCAUUUCCAUAAUUGGUCUCUGGUAUCAUAAACUACUAUCAUAAGCACUAAUAUUGCUGUAUAAAAUACUGUUUAUUGUAAUGUGUUUCAAGUGUUGAAUCAAGAUUUUUUAAUCCUGUAGUCUCGCACAGGAUAGUGUGAAUUGCUUUAUCAUGUAGAAGACUUUUUAAAAAUCAAGACAACUAUACAGACAGGUACCAACAGCAGGUUCAGCCCAACAGAUAUAAUGAGCAAUCGUGCUCAAGCUAAUGAGUCCUUUUGAGGUGCAGAAGUUUAGAGAAUGUUGAGAGAUGGAGCUGCUUAAUUCAGGCACAGGAUCACAUCAAGGUGAAUAUGCUGCUUCUGGACUGACCUUGACUCACAUCUGUUGGUUGCAACUUGGAGCCCAGGAGCCUGGGUCAGCUGCCACUGAUCUAUAGAUCAGCCCUCAAUAUUAUAGCUACAGACACAUUUAAAAUGUAAUGUAGUUAGAUGUUUUGAUAUUAAACAGCAUAAAUCAAGCAGAAGAGCAAAGGCUCACGGGAAUAUAGCACUUUCCAAACAUGAUUGCAUUUCUUAUAGUAACUUCAUCUACUGAAGUGUCCACCUUUUGAAGCAGUAUUUCCCUCUCAGUAAAAAGCUUUUACUAGUAUCCCUGACAUUUCCAGUUUAUCUGUUUAAGGAAAUAUAAUCAAGUGAUGGAUGUUUUAUCAUAUACCAAUUUGUGGCAAAGCUGUUGAAAAGAUGAAAGUCUAUCCUUAAAUCAGAUGUUUUGGAUGUCCAAGCUUCAGAUUGUAGCUAGCAGUUCUGACUCUUGGCACAAAAACUUAGAGGAAUGUCUAUAUUGCAGUCAGGCGUUACAGCAGCUCUAGGAAACAAGCCUGAGCUGGCUUGGUUACUAUUAGCAGUGUACUCACAGUUCAAAAAAGCUCAAGAGAAACUGCAAAACUUAUCCUGGCUCCUGACUAUAUAGAUGUGUGUGUGUACACACACACACAUAUAUAUAUAUAUAAUGAUUAAAAAAAAAUAGAAAUAAAAAAAUAUAUAUAUAUACGCUCAGUGAUUGCCUGAUGCUGAGUUCUGUACUACCAUGGCCACAGUGCUGCUGAUACUCACUUAAGGAUAGACUAUGUUUUUCAUUAGAGGCAGUCAGAUGCUUGACAAGUGAAGAUGUAUUGGUGACUGAUAAUGUGCAGUAAGAACUGUUUUUGAGAUAUUAAAAAGUCAGUGGGUUGCACUUCACAAGAAGUACAAUGGGACAUGUUUUUUCGAGACUGUUUCUUAUAAAAAGUACAUCCAGACAGAAAGUAAAAUGUGAAGUAUGUGAGGCAUCUUUUGUGGUUUAUGCUACUCAAUCCUAAGCUGUUAUAGAGAGUUUCAGCAGAUGAGGCAAUUCUAGCUGUGACAGGAGCUGUCAUGAAGUAAUUUUAUUGUAGGGACACCUUUUUGCUAACAGAUAGUCAUACUUGAAAAUGUCCAUGCACUUUUAGAAAGGAACCAGUGAGCACAAGUUACAAAGACUGUACUGGACAGGUUCAGAUUAUGUAACUUCAGAAUUAAUUAAGGUAAAAUAAGGAUGUAAUACAUUAGUAAUGUAGGCCCUGUAUCUCACUUACAGUAGAGAUGCUUCGUCUUGCUGUGAUUAAAUCAAGUAAAGUUUCUCCAUUGGAGUAAGAGGUUGUAAGUAUCAGAGAAGCUUCUGGCUUUUUUUCAUUUUUCAGCCAUAUUUACAAUUUGCUUAAUAUAAUCUGCAUACUGUUUGUGAUUAGAAAAUAUCUUGUCUCCAAGCAACUUCUAGCACUGCAAUAAAGUACAUUAAAGAAACAA
Molecule: messenger RNA, 4013 nt
Organism: Columba livia (rock pigeon)
Lineage: Eukaryota; Metazoa; Chordata; Aves; Columbiformes; Columbidae
Gene: ACP3
Product: acid phosphatase 3
Exons: 11
Coding region: 94-1359 (421 amino acids)
Biological process (GO): dephosphorylation; lysosome organization
Cellular component (GO): lysosome; plasma membrane
Molecular function (GO): acid phosphatase activity
Source: RefSeq, a predicted model, not a curated record